GCUUCACGCAGCGCUCCUCCUCCUCCUCCGUGACAUCCCUGUUUCUCUCAAAUCUAAGAAUGCUCGACUUACACCUUCGGUAGACACAGAAGAGUUAGGGGCCUGCUUUAUGUUACAAGAAGAUUAAACUAUGAGGAUAAAGAGGUAAAGAACAGCUUCCGGUUUAAGUCCCAGUUAAGUUAAAAGAUGGUGGAGUGAAGAUGUUUGCUGUUGACUGACGUCCACUCCGAGAAACAAAAUGAAGAGGAGGCUGCUGCGUGGUUUCCUGUCGGAAAUCUCCAUCCGGCUGGCGCUGUUGGUGGUGUUCCUUGUGACGGAGCAGCUUCCUCCUUUCUACCGUGAGAUCCAGGCAGAGGAGAUGUGGCUGUAUAAAUUCCACCGCGUGGAGAGGGACCAUGUACCCACCUCUCUUAUGUUUAGUGUGGCGGUUUGCACCCCGCUGAUUGUAAUCCUGGCUUUCACCUUCCUGAAUAAGUCGGAGCGUGGUGAUCUGAAGGAAGCCUCACUGGCUGUGACUCUGACUCUAGUGCUGAACGGGGUUUUCACCAAUGUCAUCAAACUUGUAGUUGGCAGGCCACGACCAGACUUCUUCUACCGUUGUUUCCCAGACGGUCAGAUGAACCUGGAGCUGCGAUGCAGUGGUGACCCAGAUGUCAUCAUGGAAGGCAGAAAGAGCUUUCCCAGCGGGCAUUCUUCCUUUGCCUUUGCAGGUUUGGGCUUCACAGCGCUCUACAUUGCAGGAAAGCUGCGCUGCUUCACAGCAGCAGGCCAAGGCCGAGCGUGGCGGCUGUGUGCCUUCCUCACUCCUUUACUCAUUGCAGCUGUGAUCGCCCUCUCCAGAACCUGCGACUACAAACACCACUGGCAAGAUGUGCUGGUGGGGUCUCUGCUGGGUCUCGCCUUCGCCUGGCUGUGCUACAGGCAGCACUACCCUCCCCUUCGGGACCCAGACUGCAACAGACCUCUGCGUCACAGAGAGACUGUUCCUGCCGCACAGGAGCGCAAGCUGGCCAACUCCACCUACAUCCUGCCCAUGUAGAAAAGCUGUAACUGCAUUUUCCUCUUUGCUGGUGUCAUUUAAACUGAGUUGCACAGUAA
Messenger RNA from Neolamprologus brichardi, 1098 nucleotides. RefSeq names its product phospholipid phosphatase 5 (gene plpp5). The record is from RefSeq and is a predicted model, not a curated record. Gene Ontology annotation, molecular function: phosphatidate phosphatase activity. NCBI's taxonomy places the organism in Eukaryota, Metazoa, Chordata, Actinopteri, Cichliformes, Cichlidae. Gene Ontology annotation, cellular component: membrane. Gene Ontology annotation, biological process: phospholipid metabolic process; phospholipid dephosphorylation.